This is a messenger RNA of Scleropages formosus (Asian bonytongue), 984 nucleotides long. Its product is annotated as hydroxycarboxylic acid receptor 3-like. Gene Ontology annotation, molecular function: G protein-coupled receptor activity. Gene Ontology annotation, cellular component: membrane. Bases 1 to 984 code for a protein of 327 amino acids. The transcript has a single exon. The record is from RefSeq and is a predicted model, not a curated record. Lineage: Eukaryota; Metazoa; Chordata; Actinopteri; Osteoglossiformes; Osteoglossidae. Gene Ontology annotation, biological process: G protein-coupled receptor signaling pathway.
AUGGCAAAUUCUACUGUAUGCUGUGCAUUCGAUUCUCCCAUUUUGGAUGAGGUCCUACCCCCUAUCCUAAUCUUGGAAUUUAUGUUUGGCCUGCUGGGAAAUUCUGUAGCCCUGUGGAUGUUUAUUCUUCAUUUAGAUACGUGGAAACCCAACGCUGUCUACCUUACGCAUCUGGCAGUAGCUGACUCAGUUGUCCUGUUCUGCCUCCCUUUUAGGGCAGAUUAUUAUCGCCGGGGAAAGGAUUGGAUUUAUGGUGAUGUCCUCUGCCGGAUCCUGCUUUUUUUGCUGGCUGCUAACAGGGCUGCGGGCAUCUUCUUCCUCACGGCUGUGGCAGUGGAUCGCUACUUAAAGAUUGUUCACCCUCAUAACUGCAUCAAUCGGAUGGGUUUGAACUAUGCUUUAUUCAUCUCCUCUGGAUUGUGGGCGCUUAUUGUAGCCAUGACCGCCUAUUUGCUGUUUGACAAGCAUUUUUUUAGCCAUAAUAACCGUACCCAGUGUGAGAGCUUCAAUAUUUGUAUGGGAGACAACCCUUUAGCCACAUGGCACAAUAUCUUCUAUGUAAUUCAGUUCAUUGUACCCGUGGGCAUUGUAACAUUUUGCACAGUCUGUGUGACAUGGCAAUUAAAGAGUAAGACAAUCGACACCCAAGGAAAGAUCAAGAGAGCUGUUCGAUUUGUGUUGGCUGUGGCUCUAGUGUUCAUCAUCUGCUUCUUCCCCAGCAGCAUGUCUCGCAUUGCUGUUUGGAUCCUAAAAGUCUGGCACAAUGAGUGUUCAUACUUUCAAGAGGCCAACCUUGCAUUUUACACUUCAGUAUGUUUUACCUACUUUAACAGUGUUCUCAAUCCUUUGGUCUACUACUUCUCCAGCCCUGCUUUCAGCGGAUCUUUUCAAAAGCUUUUAAACAAACUACUUGGCCGAAAGAUACCUGGGGAAGAUAUUUCGGCCAACAACAGCAUCAUCGUAUCAGUUUCCUCAGGUAGAUAA